Lodderomyces pseudojiufengensis is the source of this 501-nucleotide messenger RNA. RefSeq names its product tyrosine protein phosphatase (gene LTP1). The record is from RefSeq and is a predicted model, not a curated record. Lineage: Eukaryota; Fungi; Ascomycota; Pichiomycetes; Serinales; Debaryomycetaceae. The coding region runs from base 1 to 501 and encodes 166 amino acids. Gene Ontology annotation, molecular function: protein tyrosine phosphatase activity. The transcript is spliced from 2 exons. Gene Ontology annotation, biological process: protein dephosphorylation.
AUGGCGCCUCUAUUCAAUCCGAAUGAGAAGCAGAUAUCUGUGGCAUUCUCAAAUAAUAGAUGUCGAUCACCAAUGGCAGAAGCCAUAUUUAAACAUAGAGUUAAAGAAUUAGGUUAUGAAAAAUAUUUCAGCAACAUAGAAUCAUUUGGCACAUCAGGAUGGCAUAUAGGAGAGAGUCCAGAUUCAAGAUCAGCUAGAACUUGUAGAAAACAUGGAGUUCCUGUACAACAUCAUGCUCAACAGAUAAGUGGUAAAGAUUUUGAUAGAUUUGAUUAUGUUAUUGGAAUGGAUGAAAGUAAUUUAAGUGAUUUACGUUAUAUGAAACCAAAGAAUAAUAAAUCAGUUGUUGAUAUAUUUGGAAAAUGGAGGACUAAUGAAGAGUUUGAUAAAAUUGUUAGUGACCCUUAUUAUGGUGGUAAUGAUGGAUUUGAGUAUAACUUUAAACAAAUCAAUCAUUUUACAAAUGAAUUUUUAAAACAAGAAAUAGGUACUUUAGAUUAG